AUGGCGUUACUGCACGACAUGUCUGGAGAAUGUAUCAAGAGUGAGCUGGAUAUAUUUACAGUUCUGCCGACGCAGACGUCUCUUGAGAAAAAUGCUUAUUUAGAGGUUCCGCCCUUAUCGGCUAUAUCCGACUCUGCGCCUCUAGAGUUUUUUAUCGCCGGAACGGGUGAAGAUUAUCUGGACCUAAAUAACACGAUGCUCUAUCUCCGACUUAAAAUCAUGAGACCUAACGGCAGCGACAUCGCUGACCCCGCGCCUGUCGGGCUAAUAAAUUAUGCAGGGGCGACCGUGUUUUCACAGCUGGAUAUAAGCCUCGGCGACCGCUUGAUCUCUCAGAGCUCAAGCACGUACCCUUACAGAUGCAUCAUAGAGUGUCUCAUGAACUACAGUAAAGACACUCUGGAAUCUCUUUUCACGCCCAGUUUGUUUUACAAGGACACCGCGGGACACAUGGACGUCCACGACCCCGUUGGCCGAAACAGGGGUCUGCUAAAGAGAUCGACCUUCUCGCACGGCAGUCAACCGGUAGAGCUGCUAGUGCCUAUUCACGGCGACAUUUUCUUUCAAGAAAAAUUACUGAUAAACGGCGUCGACGUUAAAAUACGCCUGAUCAGGGGGAAGGAUGAAUUCUGUCUGAUGAGGAGCGAUGACGUGGCCUACAAAGUAAAAAUCUUGUCGGCAUCCCUAUUUGUCAAGAAAGUAAGCGUGUCGCCAUCCGUCAGACUGGGUCACGCCCAGGCACUGCUCAGCACGACGGCCAAGUACCCUGUCGACAGAGUUUGUCUCAAAACCAUCUCUCUACCUACAGGAUCGCGCGUUUCGAAUCAAGAAAAUCUGUUUUUAGGAACGCUACCGAAAUCAAUCGUCCUGGGGAUGGUUGAUAACGACGCUUUUUCCGGAGCUUAUGAUAAAAACCCAUUCACGUUCAAUCAUUACGAUUUGGAGUUCCUAGCCAUCUAUGUCGACGGUAAACAAAUACCAUCAAAACCGCUACAACCUGAUUUCGAAUCGGGUUCCGCCGCGCGUGAAUAUUACCAGCUGGUAAUGUCCACGGGGAGACAUCUGAAAAACCACGCUCUCGCGAUCGAUAGAGACGAAUUUCUGGCCGGAUACACGCUGUUUGCAUUUAAUCUCACCCCCGACGAAGAGUGUGGACAGCAUCUAUCGCUGGUCAAGUCCGGGAACAUCAGGCUGGAAGCGCGAUUUAAAAAUCCGCUACCCCACACCAUCACGAUGAUUAUUUAUGCAGUGUUUGAUUCGAUCAUACAAAUUUCAAACCGCAGACAGGUCAUGGUCGAUUAUUAUUGA
Messenger RNA from Misgurnus anguillicaudatus (oriental weatherfish), 1308 nucleotides. The record is from RefSeq and is a predicted model, not a curated record. Lineage: Eukaryota; Metazoa; Chordata; Actinopteri; Cypriniformes; Cobitidae.